This is a messenger RNA of Debaryomyces hansenii CBS767, 621 nucleotides long. RefSeq lists its product as uncharacterized. Lineage: Eukaryota; Fungi; Ascomycota; Pichiomycetes; Serinales; Debaryomycetaceae. The transcript has a single exon. Gene Ontology annotation, biological process: protein catabolic process in the vacuole; cellular response to glucose starvation. Bases 1 to 621 code for a protein of 206 amino acids. The record is from RefSeq and is a predicted model, not a curated record.
AUGCAUACCGGGUUCAGCUAUGACGAUUUAACGAACUACAAAACAAGAAACGCACCAACCUUCACCCAAAACAUAGACUACAUGUCAGAACACACCAUCAACGAAUAUAAUUUGCAUCAAUGCUGGAAGCGUAAUAAUUCACUCAGGGUGCGGUCCCAAAAGGACGAUAUCAGUUCAGUGAUACCGUCGAGUGCUUCCAGGCGGUUGGAAAAUGCCUGUUGGAGAAGGUGGUACAAGCAAAUGAGGCAAUUACCCGAGGUAUCACCUAGCUGUAUCAAUUGGAAGAAGGAUGAAGAUAUCACUUGGUUAUACGGCCCCAAGUUUGACACUGAUAAUUUCAAUUUAUGCUCGGACAAUUUAUCGGUUGGCGCCUGUGAUUCUGCGAGUGCGAAGUGCGACUCCAGACAUAGCUCGGUAACCUCCUUAUCGUCAACAUCCUCACUUCGCACUAUGGACAGUGAUAUUUCAAUGGAUUUCGAUCAGCCGCAGGAUCCUCGGACCAGGACCGCCUCAAAAUCUAAACCCUUCAAAAAGGUCAAAUUUAGCUACAUAAUAAACUCUCGUGAAAUCAUAAAUGGAAUGUCCAUUGACUACGGUUUUUUGGACGAAAUGUGUUUAUAG